Anthonomus grandis grandis is the source of this 1576-nucleotide messenger RNA. RefSeq names its product phosphopantothenate--cysteine ligase. Gene Ontology annotation, molecular function: phosphopantothenate--cysteine ligase activity. Gene Ontology annotation, cellular component: nucleus; cytoplasm. Bases 263 to 1195 code for a protein of 310 amino acids. NCBI's taxonomy places the organism in Eukaryota, Metazoa, Arthropoda, Insecta, Coleoptera, Curculionidae. The transcript has 3 exons. The record is from RefSeq and is a predicted model, not a curated record. Gene Ontology annotation, biological process: coenzyme A biosynthetic process.
CCUCAAACUUGAACUUUAUUACUACCAUCAGCUGAUAUCGUUUUUUAUUAAAUGAAAAAAUACUGGAUAAUGUACAUUAAAAUUUAACUAUAAAAUAAACAAAUUGUCGGUUCUAUGGGCAAUUAAAUUUAAGGUCGGUCUCAUUUAUGAACCAUUCAAUUUUUCGAAUAAAAGUUAUUAAGGUCAAAGUAUUAAUUAUCAUUCCUUCACUAUCAGAGUUCCUAUAGAAAACAUUUUACUUUUUAUAUCAGUUUACUAAAAAAUGUCUUCGCACUGGGAAUCAUUCUAUGCGACUCACUUGCCCCCAACGGAUUUCGAAGAUAAUCGCAAACUUUUACAAGAUUUUUGUGAGAGGCAUAAUAGAAACAAUGAGAGAAUAGUUUUGGUUACAUCUGGGGGCACCACGGUGCCUUUAGAACAUAAUACGGUGAGGUUUGUGGAUAAUUUCAGUGCGGGGACUAGAGGGGCCGUCAGCACUGAAUAUUUUUUAGAAAGGGGCUAUGUGACUAUUUUCAUGCAUAGAUUAAAGAGCCUCCAACCAUUUACUCGACACUUUAAUGGGCAAAAAUUUAUGGAUAUGUUAGAGUUGGAUGAGAGGGGACCAAACACCACUAUAACAGUGAAACCCGAUAGUGUGGAUGUGCUUGCACCGAUUUUGGCCCAAUAUAAGGCAGCCCAAGAAAAUGGUAGGAUUUUGUAUGUUAGUUUUACAACAGUCUCAGACUAUUUUUGGUUGCUGAGGGCCGCAUGUGAAUGUCUUGCUACUUUUACUACUCGAGCAGUUCUUUAUUUAGCUGCUGCCGUUAGUGAUUUCUAUGUACCUGCCCAUGAGCUGCCAACACAUAAAAUACAGAGUGGAGGUGUUGCCCCGAACAUUCAGUUACAAUUGGUGCCAAAACUGUUGGCCCCCCUGGUGAGUCUUUGGGUCCCGCACGCCUUUGUGGUCUCGUUUAAACUGGAAACCGACGAAAGCAUCUUGAUCACAAAAGCUCGAGAGGCCCUGAACAAAUAUAAACACAAACUAGUGAUAGGAAACAUGUUGCAAACACGACGAAAUAAAGUGGUUUUCGUCACCCCCGAUAACCAUUACGAUUUGGUUCUCACCAGGGAGCAACUACUCAAAGGGAUGGAAAUUGAGGAAAUUAUUGUGGCAAAUGUCGUGGCCAAUCACACCGAUUACAUAAAGAUGUUCUAGAGGUACUUUCUGUUGUAUGUCCUUUAUACAGGGUGUAGUGUAAUAGCAUUAAAAAAAAAUUAUUGUGGUAAGUGUUAGAUAUACUUUCCAUGUUUUUGUUUUCAUAUUUUUAUAUGGUACUUUUUGUUUUUUGUUGUAAUUUAUUCAACUGAAAAGUGUUAAAUGAUAAUCAUUAUAGAGCAUUUAUAGAAAAAAUGUGUACAUAAGAAUUGUAGCGUCAAAAGUCAAGCGAAUUGUAGUGUUGACCAAAAACUCCUUGAAUUUAUUUAUUUAUACUUAUAAUAUUGUAUUCUACAAAGCAGGGUGUAACAGUAAAUGUAGUAAAAAACAUAUCUAAGUGUACGUAUUGUGUAGAGAAAAAAUAUACAAAAUAUUUAUUAA